AUUUAUGUAUUUUACAUAUAACAUAAAAAAUGGAAGACAAAAAAGCAAACAGACUGAAAGAAUUGCAAAAUUUAAAAAAUUGUGUAGAAAUUACAGAUAAAAAUAUAAAUGAUAUGAUUGUAUCUGUCGGCUGGACUGUUGAAAGGACAAAAAGUUCAACGAGAAUGUUAGAAUGUCCUUUUGACUCUUCCCAUCACUUUUCGGAGAAAAAAUUAGAAGAACAUUUAGAACAUUGUCAAUGGAAAGCUGAAGGUUAUGGAGAAUGGGAUAUUCCUUUAUCAGAGCCUACAAUAUCAUCUAAUGUUCAUUCUUCCAUCAAAUUUGAUGAGCAGAUGUUGGAACAAGUAUUGAAACAAGCUAAAUCAAUGACGCCAACAAUGCAAAUUGGUGCGGGCAACCGAUUAUUACCCCGCACUUCGAACAGAAUUUUUUCUGAUUUAACUUCUGAUGAAAGAAAAGCGGUGUAUGAAUAUGUCAUAACUAAAACUGUAAAGCCAAAUGUUGGAGAAGAUAUAUCUAACCUCAAUAAGCUGAAAGAAGAUAACAAUAAAUCAUCGUAUCUUGAACUUCUUGCUCAUGAACGAGAUUUAAAAAGGAGAAGAGCUAAACAUCGUGGUGUUCAUACAAAUAAAAAAUCACACAUUGAAAUACUUCGUGAGAUAGUAAAUCAACAAAUGGAAAUGUUAGAAGAAUAUUUUAAUGUAAACAAAAAUAGUGGCAAUCAAAAAGAUAAUGUGUUGCAUGAAGAUAAAGAAACACAUUGUAUUCUAAACUCUACUUCAAAAGAUAUCGAUUAUCUUGAUAAACAUGAAAUUACUCUUAAAGAUAAUAGAGAUAGAAGAAAUUUAGAGAAAAAUAUACAAAACUAUAAUCAACAUCACAAUGAUUCUAAUUAUAAUCAUGAUUAUUAUAGAACAAAAAAUUAUUCUUCUGAUGAUAGAAAGAGAAAAUCGUCAACAAAGUAUCAAGAUUUGCAUGAACAUAAAUCAAAACAUUAUUAUAAAUUGUCCAAAAAACACGACAAAAAUGAAGAACACUAUUCUUCAGAUAAACACAGACAAUUUCAUGAAAAAUCUAGUAAAUAUAGGUUAAGUCAUGAUAAAUAUGAUGAUAAGCAAAGUAAAUAUAGUCAUAAAUCUAUGAAAUAUGAUAAAAUACGCGAAGAAAAGAAAUCUCGUAAAUAUGACCCUCUAAAGCAUACAACUAAAAUUAAACAUGGAUGUAAAAUAUCUAAUGAUAGAAGGAAUUAAUUAUUUAGUAUAUUCAUUAAGUUUGUACAUACGAAAUGUUUAUCAAUUAUGUUUGUAAAUAAAAAUUUAUUGCAGAAGAAUGUUUUCUA
Molecule: messenger RNA, 1339 nt
Organism: Chelonus insularis
Lineage: Eukaryota; Metazoa; Arthropoda; Insecta; Hymenoptera; Braconidae
Product: U11/U12 small nuclear ribonucleoprotein 48 kDa protein-like
Exons: 5
Coding region: 30-1250 (406 amino acids)
Source: RefSeq, a predicted model, not a curated record